CAGCACCCUCCGCAACCUGGCUUCUUUUUGCCUUUCUUUUUGCCAGCACUCCAUUUACUCCUGGAACCUCUCAGUGUUUAUAUUUGAUACUAAUCACCUCUGUUUUUUUACUUGAGCCCUUCUUUAUUUUCGAGUCCAGAGCUCACAAUGUGGAUUAUCAACUGGUUCUACGACAUUUUGGCCUCGCUGGGUCUACUCAACAAGCACGCCAAGCUUCUCUUCCUCGGUCUUGAUAAUGCCGGAAAGACGACUUUGUUGCAUAUGUUGAAGAACGAUCGCGUUGCAAUCCUGCAGCCCACCGCGCACCCUACAUCGGAGGAACUCGCCAUCGGAAAUAACCGGUUUACGACGUUCGAUCUUGGUGGUCACCAGCAAGCCCGCCGUCUCUGGAGGGACUACUUCCCCGAAGUCAGCGGUAUUGUCUUCCUGGUCGACUCCUGUGACCACGAGCGGUUCCUCGAGUCCAAGGCCGAGCUGGACGCUCUCCUGUCCAUGGAGGAGCUCACCAAGGUCCCCUUCCUUGUUCUCGGAAACAAGAUCGACCACCCCCGCGCCGUGAGCGAGGAUGAGCUGAGGCAUCAGUUGGGUCUGUACCAGACUACUGGUAAGGGUAAGGUGCCGCUGGAGGGAAUCCGGCCGAUUGAGGUGUUUAUGUGUAGUGUCGUCAUGAGACAGGGAUACGGGGAAGGUAUCAGAUGGCUCUCUCAAUACGUCUAAGCGAUUCCGAUGAUUUCCUCCCCUGAUACCAUACCGUGCCAUAUAUCCUAACCUUCCAUACUCUCAACCCAACAAAAUAAGCCAAGCCAAGCCAAGCCAAUAUACAACGUACGACGUACGCUGUACGUAACCCCCGCAGUUUUCAACAGCGUUCUCGAGAUUCUCGUUUCCUGAGGGGGGGGGG
Messenger RNA from Aspergillus ruber CBS 135680, 901 nucleotides. It is a transcript of the gene sar1, whose product is annotated as Arf family GTPase SAR1. The transcript is spliced from 6 exons. The coding region runs from base 148 to 717 and encodes 189 amino acids. Lineage: Eukaryota; Fungi; Ascomycota; Eurotiomycetes; Eurotiales; Aspergillaceae. Gene Ontology annotation, biological process: membrane organization; intracellular protein transport; vesicle organization. Gene Ontology annotation, molecular function: GTPase activity; GTP binding. Gene Ontology annotation, cellular component: endoplasmic reticulum exit site; COPII vesicle coat. The record is from RefSeq and is a predicted model, not a curated record.